This is a messenger RNA of Sphaeramia orbicularis (orbiculate cardinalfish), 3078 nucleotides long. RefSeq names its product gliomedin-like. The transcript has 25 exons. Gene Ontology annotation, biological process: signal transduction. The coding region runs from base 115 to 2844 and encodes 909 amino acids. The record is from RefSeq and is a predicted model, not a curated record. Gene Ontology annotation, cellular component: cell surface. Lineage: Eukaryota; Metazoa; Chordata; Actinopteri; Kurtiformes; Apogonidae.
GCCCAAGUGUAGUUUCCCUCUGACGUCUCAUAUGUUGGCAGGUGUUCAGAAAUGUGCUGUAUGUGCUUGUGAACUUCAGCGCCCAGAUCAGUCUGCAGUGCACGACCUGGAAACAUGAAGGAGAGGACUGGAGCUUCUGUUGAGCUGAAAGCAUUGGUGGUGGGGAUAUGUGUGCUGCUGCUCGUGGCCUCAGCAGGACUCAUAUUCCUACUGCUGAAGCACAAAGAGCUGGCACAGGAGCUGGGCAGGUUGGACGCCCAGAUGCAGGAGCUGUCCCAGAGCUGCAGUCUGCAGAAAGGACUCCUGACCUUGGACCCCGAAGAGGCCGAAAGGAUAAAAAAACUCCACCGCAGCAGAAGGAGUGGGACCACAGAAGAAGCACCACAAAGCCCUGACAAAGAUGAGGAUAUGCUGAUGCUGGUGACAUACACCUCAGUCCCCAUCAAGACAUUUGUAGAGCUGUGUAAUAACUCCAGAGGAAUCUGUUUACCAGGCCCACCAGGACCUCCAGGUCGGCCUGGUGAAGCUGGUUUUCCAGGACCACCUGGGCCUGAGGGGAGACGAGGACGAAAAGGACGCCCUGGUGAAAAGGGAGAACCUGGACCUAAAGGAGACCCCGGGCCCCUCCGAGUCCUGAAAGGUGAAACCUACGACGACAUUUUCAUUGAGGGUCCUCCUGGUCCUCGUGGUCCUCCUGGCCCAGCUGGCCCUCCUGGUCCUGGUUGUUACCCCUCAGGAACAAGAACCGAGAUGAGAAAACACAUCUGUCAAACUGACACACUGAUGGUUUCAUCUCCUCCUCCUUUGGGUGAAGAGAUCUUCAAUGGAACUAAAGCAAAAAACACUAACAGCUCCCAGAGUAACACGACUGAUCAACGGUCAGUCCAUUCAUUCGUCGACCCCAGAGGUGUCUUGAAUGUUACUCAGUCUGAGAAACCUCCAGUUCUUAGUGUAGAAACUGCGACAGUGUCAUCUCAUACAGACAACAGUGAUGACAAAUGGAAUGAGCUCAUGAUUGAAAAAGUUACAGAGACAUCUACUGAAGUAUCAACAGAGUUAAUCUCACCUCGUUCAGACCACAACUCUGACACUCUCAGUCACAUGAACAACAUUACAGAAUCUUCAUUUAACUUCCUGUCAGAGCCACCAACACAAAGUCCAGGACAUGAUGUCAGAGAUUUCUUAAACGCUACCAGCUCAGAGAAUCCUACAGAAAAAUACAGAGAAUUUGAAUCACCAACAAAGCAUCAAACUGAAGACACCAGAGGUGUUGAGAAUGUGACCCAGUCCGGGCGACGUCUGGGCAUCUUUAUGAAAACUGAGUCAGUAACGUUUCAACCAGAAAACACAUUAAAUGAUGCCACAACUGAGAAAACCACAGAGACACCAAUCAUAUUACUCCCAGACUCUUCGUAUUCUGUCCGAAGCAGCAAAAAACAACAUUCAACUAAAUUGUGGACAACAACUGAAUCAUCACAACAUCCAACAGAAGACACCAUGGAGGUUUUAAAAGGCACUGACUCAGAGAAACUUAUAGACACAAAUACAAGUCCUGAGUUUCUGUUAUUAAAACCAGAUGAUGGUAGAAACAGACUGAGUGAUACAGACGAAGUUACAGAGACCCCGAGUGAAAUUUUAACACCCUCACUUUCCCUUGAACUGACUCAAAAUAGUGAUAUCUACAAUAUCAUUGAAAACUUUAUUCAUACAUUUAUGAAAAGUGUGUCAUUAAAACAAGACCCCGACCAAGACAGACUGGAUGUUACAGAGGCUCCAGAUCAGUUUUUAACAUCCCCACUUUACCCUGAAUGGAAUGAAAAGAGUGAAGCCUUUAACAUCAGUGGAAAGUUUAUCCAAACUUUCCUGAAAAGUGUCUCUGAUUUCUUCACACACAAUGACGGAGACAAACUGAAUGAUACAGAGGACGUUACAGAGUCUCCAAAUGCAAUUUUAACAUCUUCCUUUUCACCUGAAGAGACUGAAGAGAGUGAUGCCUUCAAUAUCACGGAAAACUUCAUCAAUGCAUUUAUGAAAAGUGACUCUUCAUUUCCACACCAGAAAAACAAGCAGAAUGUGACAAAUGAUGAAAGAGGAACAAGAACUGAGUGCAGUAUUAAAAACAUAAAAUGCUCAGACAAAGUCACUGAAAUGCCAGCCACUUUUGGUGCCUGGAUGUCAGAUGCCUCCCAGCUGGAUGACGGUCGAUUCUGGAUGGCUGAGCAUUUUUCAGGUCGAGUAUUGAUGGAGUACAAGAACAUUUCAGAAUUUCAGACGUCAACUUAUAAAAUCAUAGAUCUCCAGGGGUUUUUCCAGGGAUGUGGUCAUGUUGUUUAUGAAGGAAACUUCUAUUUUCACAACGCAGGAACAAACAAACUCAUAAAAUUGAACCUGAACAAGAGGAGGGCAAGAACCCUGAUCAUGGAAAACAGCAGAUAUCAUAACCUUGCUUAUCUUUUCCACAACUCCAAGACCUACUUUAAGUUUGCAGUGGAUGAAAAUGGACUGUGGGUCAUCUUCGCUUUAGACACAGAUGAUAAAAUGAUGGUUGCAAAGCUGAACCAUCAGACCUUCUCUGUGGUGUCUCUCAUCGACGUUGCUUAUCCUACAGCGAAAGCAGGCAAUGCUUUUAUUGUAUGUGGGGUGCUUUUUGUCACAGAUGCCAGAGACAGAAGGGUAACAUACACCUUUGACUUACAGAAGGAAAGUGUUCUUGAUGUAACUUUUGACUUACGGGCAGCUAACGGUACCUUGGCCAUGUUGUCUUAUUACCCCAACAAGAAGCGUUUGUAUAUGUGGGACAACCGCAACGUGAAAACAUGCAAAGUCAAACUCAAACAUGGCUGAAAAUAAUAACAAACCUUGUAAAGUUGGUUUUGUGUAAAGUUUUUACAGUUAGCUCAUUUUUAUACAGGUUGACAUGUUUUAUUUAUGCAGCUUUUAUGUAAUGGGUGAUUAUUAGAGAUAUUUGUUUUGGACAAAAAUAAAAGUAUUAUAUGUUUCCUCAUGUAAUGGAAGUUCAAGGCUGUUUGGAUUCAUGUAAUAAAACAUUGUUAUUAAUAAAUGUUUCACCAAAGACAA